CAAAAUACAACAUUUAUAUUACUGAAAUGGACCCAUCAAUGAAACUUGCACGAAUUUACUUGUGAACUAGGGUAGAGAAACUAAAAACUAUGCAGCAUGUUUGGGAGGACUACUUUAAAGGUUCCUAGCUUCUUUAGCAGUUAUCAAACUCUACAUACAAAUUAAGAAAAUUCAUUCUUAACUCAUUAUCUUAAUUUUUAAAAUACAAACUUAAAUUAAAAUUGCUCACAGCAACACAACUAUUUUAUCAUUUUUUGUGGUUGUGUUUUUUUAAAGGAGGAUGCACAGAGAGAAAUGAGAAGGAAUUUAUAUAUAUUGUUCAAUAAUUUCAUCAUGUUCAUAGUUGAAAAAGUAAGUAGAUUAGGUAAGUAUUCCAAUAUAAAGAAGCAAUUGCUAAUUAUAUCAAGCUCUUCCAACAAGUAUAUUUAGAUUCCAAUCCAAAUAAUAAUAGGAGAGGAACUAAUUAAAUUCUGGUAGUGUGAUUGCUUCAUUUUAAAUAGACUUAAAGAGAACUUAUAUCUCUUGGAUACUUGA
Messenger RNA from Paramecium octaurelia, 534 nucleotides. The record is from the annotation of a GenBank genome assembly. Lineage: Eukaryota; Ciliophora; Oligohymenophorea; Peniculida; Parameciidae.